Molecule: messenger RNA, 927 nt
Organism: Mytilus trossulus (common blue mussel)
Lineage: Eukaryota; Metazoa; Mollusca; Bivalvia; Mytilida; Mytilidae
Exons: 1
Coding region: 1-927 (308 amino acids)
Source: RefSeq, a predicted model, not a curated record
AUGAUAGAGUCGACUUCAAGAAUUAAUUCUGUUCGAUACUUACGCAAGACUAGAAAGUAUUUGUUGGAAACAUUAGACGCAACUGAACUACUUGGAUAUAACAAAGUGGCGUUAAAUACUAGACCAAACACAGCAGCUUUGUUGACUGGAGAUUUUAUAGAAAACUCCUCUUGUUUUAAAGAUUCAGAAGGAGUUGAUAAAUGUCCAUUUAUUUGGAAAGACUUUUCAAGAUUUGGCUAUACAACUCACUAUGGACAGGAUGCAGUAUGCACAUUUUACUCAAAGGACAUGUCUGGCUUCAAAUACCAACCAACAGAUUAUUAUGAUCAACCUUUCCAUGACGCAAAUGAAAAGGAUAACCGAAAAAUAACCAGAUUUUGCUAUCAUGGAAAAUCGUCAUCUGAAUCCGUCAACGAAAGAAUGUUUAAUAUGGUGUCAAGCUUAAAAGACAAUCCGUAUUUCUCAUUGUCGAAGCAUAUACAUAUGACUCAUGAUAGUCUAACCCGUGAUGUAACUAUUGACAGACUUAUUUCAAGGACACUUCAAAGACUACAAAAAAAUAGUUUACUGAACAACACAUUCCUCGCACUGUUCGGGGAUCACGGUAUAAGAACUGGUAAAGUUGGACCAACCUUUAUUGGCCAAUUAGAGGAGAGACUUCCAAUGAUGUUUAUGUAUGUUCCGCCUUGGUUCAAAACAAAAUAUUGUAGCUAUUUUAAGAAUUUAAGAACAAAUGCAAGAAGACUUACGACACAUUUUGACACUCAUUCUACUCUAUUGCAUCUUCUUGAUCUUGACAACAAUCAGCAUGGAAUAAAUACCUAUCGUCAAAAAGGCAUCUCCCUUUUCAAGGAAAUGGCGAGGAAUAGAUCAUGUCAAGAUGCUCAUAUUCCGUCUAAGUGGUGUGCAUGUAAUUUCCGUUUAUAA